This is a messenger RNA of Pogona vitticeps (central bearded dragon), 1992 nucleotides long. The record is from RefSeq and is a predicted model, not a curated record. NCBI's taxonomy places the organism in Eukaryota, Metazoa, Chordata, Lepidosauria, Squamata, Agamidae.
UUCCGAGAUUGGCCGAGGGGGGAAGCCAUCCGGCCAAUGGAGGGAAAGCCGCGCAGGUGUCGUCAGGGGUUGCCAGGCGGAACAGUCCCAGGCUGCCCCAGGUGGAAAGCGAAAGUUCGGAGGUUCGGAGGCUAGUGCUCCACCUUGCCCCCUUGCCCCGGGGGAAGAGCCGGGCGCGCUCCCGCAGGAGAAUGCCGCGGGGUCGCAGGCUCCUGUCUCUCCUCCGUUGGGGGGCGGCUCUCCUGCUGCUGGGGGGCCGCCUCGUUGGACGGGGUGCUGCUGCUUCACACUCCCUUCGCUAUGUCGGCACGGUGCUUCCAGAGGCCAUGCACGGGCUGCCCCAGUUCUCACUUUUGGGGUACGUGGACGACGUGGUCAUCAGCCGCUACGACAGCAGCACCAGGAAAGAAUGGCCGCAAGCCCGUUGGGUAAAGGAGAGCAUGGAUGCCCACUUUUGGGACACGAAGACUCAGAUAUCGAAGGGUGAUGAGCAGGAAUGUGAGAUGGCACUGGAAAUGUUUCAGAAUCACUACAACCGGAGUGAGAGUUUCUCCUGUUUGCAGUGGACAUAUGGCUGUGAGCUGAGUGAUGAUGGGCACAAGAAUGGGUUCGACCGUCUGGCCUAUGAAGGGAGGGAGGUGAUGUAUCUCAACCUGGAGACCCUAACCUGGGUGGCGACAUCCAGAGCCAUACCUGAUGUGAUCCGGAAGUGGUGGAAUGCAGACAAGGCUUAUAUCGAGUCGCAGAAGGUCUACCUCGAGGGAGAAUGCAUUGAAUUGCUGCAGAGAUACUUGGGCUACGGAAAGGAGCUGCUGCUCAAGAAAGAGCCUCCGGUGGUGAAAGUGCUGCGCAGGGUGGACUCUGGCGACCAGGAAACCCUCGUGUGUAGGGUCUACGGAUUCUACCCCAAGGAGAUUGAGGCCACCUGGAGGAAGGAUGGGGAGGUCUGGAUGGAGGACACCUUCCACGCUGGCAUCCUCCUGAACUCAGAUGGGACCUACUACACCUGGCUUAGUGUCCAGAUUGACCCCAAAGAUGUGGGCCUCUACCAGUGCCAUGUGGACCACAGCGGUCUGGACGAGCCUCUGGCCGUUGCCUGGGAAGAGACGGAUGGCACAGGACUCAAUACAGGACUCAUCAUCCUCAUCGUGGGGGCUGCAGCUCUUGUUCUGGUGAUGGUCGUGGUGGGAAUCAUCUUAUGUCUCAAGAGAGGCCGAAAACACAACGUCGCCUACCAAAUAGCCUCUGUUUUUGACAGAACCAAAUCACCCUUGAAAAAGGUGACUCGACCUUCCCUCCACCCUUGAGAAAGAACCCAAGAGAACUAGAAGUUUCCUAACAGUGGAAGUUUUGUUGUACUGCUUGCUGACCAUGAUCAUCUUCCAGUCAUCUUGAGGUGAUACAUGGGCCUCUCCUUUUCCUAACUAAUUCCGUCUUGAUUUUGGGGACUGGCUGAAACAGUAUCAUCUUGCUUUCUCCCAUCGAACGAAUUAUAUUUUACUGUGUCGUCUGUUACUAUGCCAGCAAGCUAAUUGCCUUCCUGUCUGUCAUUCAUGCUUUCAAUUCGCUCCCAAAUCAUUUCUGUAAUUUCAUUUUGAUAAUCUGGUUACUUUCGGAUGGAAAAAAAAUGAGAGGAAAAGAAUGAAAAAUGUAUAAGAUAUUAAUAGAAGCAGAGGAUCAACAAGAGAUUUUAAAGAUGAUAUAGGAAGUAGAUUUGAAAGAAGAAAUAAAUAUUGAGAAGCGGAAGAAUAUAUGGAUUUUUAAAAUUGUUUAUCUAUAAGAAUAAAAUAAUUUUAAAAAACAUUUUUGGAGAUGGUCCUUAAAAUUAGUAAAACUGAAUUGUAUGGAUAAACAAAACAUUCUAAGAUAUGUUCAAAACAUGGUCAGGAAGGGGAGUCUACCUUCACAUGUGUUGGGAAUGUGAAUAUAUAUUGAAAUUUUGGAAGCUGUUUUUUAAAGACGUAAGCAAAAUAUUAAAGUUAAAUCUAAGAA